ACGUGCAUCAGAUUUGAGGCGCUUGAUAUCUCCUUGUUCCAAAUUACGAAGGAAAGUCAAAUUGGUCCUCACUGCUCGUCUGACUAGUAAAUGAGUCUGACCUUUCCUUUGAUAUCAACACAAUCAACGUCUCGUGCAUUGGGAGCAGCCAUUGUUGUGUCUAAUUGCGAUAAUCUCGUUAUUUGUAAGGUCCGUUAUUGUGUUAGCUUGGAUAUCAACAAGCUUGAUUACGUGGAGGUGUGAACCCCCUCGUAAAUCCACUUACAGUCUUGUCUGGUGGAAUGUAAACAUAUUUACUCAUGGUUUUCGUACUUCUCCGAGACGAGCUUGAUGGACAGGACGAAGGGCCCGGUGAAAUAAUUAGGUAUACCAUCUUCGAGGAAAGGAAAAUGGCAAAUCGCAUCGGGGUUCAAGCUCGUUUAUAAGUUAACAGUUUGGGGAAUAUAUCAAAAUUCUAUUUAUUAAUGCAAUCCGCAUAAUGACUCCGUGACAGCUGAUAUAGAACUGUAAUUUUCAUCUCCCAUUUCUCAUUUACUUCGGUUAAUUUCCUGAAAUACGACAUAAACUUCAAAUUUCGCAUGUUUGCAUUAUUCACAAUAAGUAGAACAACUAUUGCUUAUAUUUAUUUCGUGAUGAAGUUCUUCCAAUCAUCAUUUGAUAUAUUGAUUAUAAAUGUUUGAAUUAUCUGUCCUAAGAAGGUAUAUAUUUGUUUGAAUAUAGAAGAUUAUCAUAAGCAAUUUGGUAGAAAAAUAUUACACUCAACCGUUUACACUUAUAAAUAAUUAUGUCGUAUUCCUAAAUUCUUGAAUUUUCAAUGUUACAUUUUAAUGAAUAUGAUGAGCUAAAUAAUAAUGUGCUCACUUGGCGUCCAUUGAAAAUGGAUAUCGAAAUCAACUCUUUCAUGAAACGAUGCAAAAAGUAUGAAUGUCUUAAUUUUAUUUUUGAAACGUUUCGCUUGUUUGAUUUCACCUUCUUGGUAAUGGUUAACUAUGCGAAUAUUUGUUUAAGCUGCCCGAGCAAAAUCGACACACCCUCUCUAUAAGGCAAAAUAUAACAAUUGCUUGACUUUUCUGAAAUUAUUUAUAUCAGUUCGCUCUAUUUCUAAUUGUUAAAUUUAUCAAUAAUCAUCAGUAAGAAUCUUACAUACACUCCAAAAAAUAUUGGGUAAAAAUAUUCCGUGAGGGUAAUUAUGUGUCCAACCAACAUUAGGCAUUUCUUUUGGGCAUUUUUAUUUAUCCAGUGUGAUGAAAAUUUGGCCAUUCUUAAGUAAUUGCUGCUUAUUUUUUAACCUUACUGGAUAAUAUGCUUCCCGCAUUGCGUAAAAUACUGCCCCGAAUUGGUUGGAAACAAAAUUACCCUCGUGCUGGUUAAAAUUUUACCCAAUUUUUUUUUUUUACAGUGUAGAGGUAAAGUAGUGCAUUCAAAAUUAUGCCUCCAUCUUUUCGACUUUUACGUCAUCAUAUAAACUGUAUAUAUUCAUCGGAUUGCCCCACACGUUUCUGUAAACAAAAAUGUUUAUGUGCAGAUAAACUUUCUAUUAUUUUGAAUCGUCUAUAAAUUAAUUCAAAUUAUUAAUGCAGGAAUAUUGAUGAUUUCGUUCGAAUGUUCAUGAUCUAAUUUUGUAUUCGUAUUUAUUUACUAAGGUAUUUAAAAUAUAAACGUAGUUAUUGAGCGACAUGGAGAAUAUUCGCAGAAAAUGAGUUUGUUCCUUUGCCAAUGAUUAGUGCGUCGGAGAAACCAUACUCGAGACGUAACCAUUAUCACUAUUGUCCAACAGCUGUGGUAAUUGACAAAAGAGCAUUUAUGCGCUUCAUUUGUGAAGCUUUCCAGAAAGGUAUAUCCUCCACCACACAAAACUAUCACUUCUAUUGUGACCGGUAUCAUCAUCAGACAAGCAAACGUAAACGGCUCUAUGCGCGCUCUAUUGUUCUCUCGAGACAGCUUAAUUAUCGACAUUGGCUGUCCCGAAAAGCCACCUAGCGGAUCUUUUCUUAUCAGACAACCGCUAUUCCUGUAAUCUAUUCAAACCCAAUUAUAAUCGUCUCGGCUCAACUUCUCAGACGACCCAUUUAAAUAGAGCCACUCGCACCAUCCCUCUCACUCUCAGAACUAACUUCAAACGACAAACAUCUCCCAGAUCUUACCACUUUCGGAGUAAAAACAAAUCCAGCAUCUUCGAAGUUUUCACAGAACUUGAUUGUUGUCUCUGCGCUUCUUCUCUCAAUAUGGAAUUAUCACUUGGUGCUCCAGUUGUCGUCACGUUUAUGGCUGUUCUGGCCAGCAUCGCUACUGCUGCUCCUCUUGAUGCUGAUUUUGACUUACAAAUGGAUAUUCUUGAUAAGAUUGGAGUUACAGAUCCUUGGAACUUUCCUUCAGUGGAUGCGAGUACGAUUUCGGUUCCCGACCAUCUCCGAUUCCAGUACGAGUCGUUGCAUCGUCAGCAUCGCAUUCGCCGAUCCUACAUCGCGAAAGGAAUUCAUAAAAACGAAGAAAUUUACGGAGAUGUGUCGUACACUGAGCGCAACCGACAGCACUUCACGUUCGACAUGUCCGCCAUCCCCGAUGGCAGCGAGGUCAUCAUGGCUGAACUCAAGGUCUACAAGGAGCGACCCAAUCAUUCCAUCUUCAAACCCGAUGUCGAGGACGGCGAGGGUCCAGCACCCCCACAUCCAGUCAACCACGGCCACGUCCACUCCGCCCUGGUCUCUGUAAAUCAACUCAUCCACCAAGAUAUCGAUUUGAAUUCAGACCCGGCCGACCUAGCAGCUGAUGUUGCCAAUCAACAUAACGGCUUCAGAACCAUUACAAUUGAUCAGAGAGAGGUGAAUCUUAACGGCUCUGGCUGGAAGGUCUUUGACAUCACCAACACAAUCCAGACAUGGGUAGCGGAUCCCGACACCAACCUGGGCGUGGCAUUCCACAUCGAUCCAAUCGAGGGAGCUCAUCACGCCAGGCAGGUGGCCAACGAGAUCGUCUUUGCUACUGACUUUUAUCCCGAGACCCCAACUUCCCCUGAUAGCAGACCAGUGCUUGUCAUCUACACUACUAAAUACAAAGCAAGUGACGAACCAAACGAGUGCCGAUACGAAGGCGAAGAAGAACACCGCUGUUGCCGCCGCCGAAAGUACGUCGACUUCCGCGACCUCUCGUGGACAAGCCGGUGGAUCAUCGAACCAGCUGGCUUCGAGGCUUUCGACUGCUACGGCCCGUGCCACAACCCACGUAGUCGUCACAUCAGGGAUCUCUUCAGUCUUCCAUUCUUUGCUUCAGGAUCCACCAGGAAUGGAGGAGGUGGCCGUCGGACCUGCGGAGCCUCCAGGUCAACGUCGUUGCCUAUGAUGUACUUAGCAGAAACAGCGAGCGGCGCCGUCGAGCUCAAAGUAGAGGAGAUCCCGAACAUGAUCGUCGAAGACUGCGGCUGCUUAUUAUGAUCCACCCCUUACGGAUUUCUAUAUGAACACGAACAAUUCAGUAAUGACUCCUACAAUAUCACAAGAUGAAUUCAUAUCGAACUGAAAGCGACUGCAAAGGAAACCUUUUUAUUUAUAGUGUGUGUUUGCUGUAGUAUGUCUGAAAUAGUCUAAAAGACAAAUACUUAUUGAGUAUAAGAGUAUACUCGUUAUACAUGGGUAUGGUUGCAUUCAUGAGUUUUGCAACGUUUUAUAAACGUGAUAUUAAUGAAAAUCCAAACUGUGUAAAUAUUUUGCCAUAAAUUAUUAUAUAAUCUAUAUUCUAUAAACUAUGUGAUGAUUCCAGCUAUAUAUGUAUUCAUAAUAAAAUGCAAUAAUAUGAUAAAAUCGAAA
Messenger RNA from Lytechinus pictus (painted urchin), 3803 nucleotides. Its product is annotated as left-right determination factor 2-like. The transcript is spliced from 4 exons. Gene Ontology annotation, biological process: anterior/posterior axis specification. NCBI's taxonomy places the organism in Eukaryota, Metazoa, Echinodermata, Echinoidea, Temnopleuroida, Toxopneustidae. The record is from RefSeq and is a predicted model, not a curated record. Gene Ontology annotation, molecular function: transforming growth factor beta receptor binding; growth factor activity; cytokine activity. The coding region runs from base 2226 to 3431 and encodes 401 amino acids. Gene Ontology annotation, cellular component: extracellular region.